CCGCGUGUAGACCCGAUGGACCCUGGCGAGGCGGCCAUCUUGGAGUCUUCCCGAAGGAGCUGCAACCUUCUCUUCGCGCUGGCCGCGGCGGCCUUGCUGGGCAGAAUGAAUGUGAUAGACCACUUGCGAGACAUGGCGGCAGCGGGGCUGCACUCCAACGUGCGGCUCCUCAGCAGCUUGUUACUUACAAUGAGUAAUAACAACCCUGAGUUAUUCUCCCCAUCUCAGAAGUACCAGCUUUUGGUGUAUCAUGCAGAUUCUCUCUUUCACGAUAAGGAAUAUCGGAAUGCUGUGAGUAAGUAUACUAUGGCUUUACAGCAGAAGAAAGCCUUAAGUAAAACUUCAAAAGUGAGACCUUCAACUGGAAAUUCUGCAUCCACUCCACAAAGUCAGUGUCUUCCAUCUGAAAUUGAAGUAAAGUACAAAAUGGCUGAAUGUUAUACAAUGCUAAAACAAGAUAAAGAUGCCAUUGCUAUUCUUGAUGGGAUCCCUUCAAGACAAAGAACUCCCAAAAUAAACAUGAUGCUGGCAAACCUGUACAAGAAGGCUGGUCAGGAGCGACCUUCAGUCACCAGCUAUAAGGAAGUGCUGAGGCAGUGCCCAUUAGCCCUUGAUGCCAUUCUAGGUUUGCUGUCCCUUUCUGUAAAAGGUGCAGAGGUGGCAUCAAUGACGAUGAACGUGAUCCAGACCUUGCCUAACUUAGAUUGGCUUUCUGUGUGGAUCAAAGCGUAUGCUUUUGUGCACGUUGGUGACAACUCGAGAGCAAUCAAUACCAUCUGUUCACUAGAGAAAAAGUCCUUAUUGAGAGAUAACGUGGACCUACUGGGAAGCUUGGCAGAUCUGUACUUCAGAGCUGGAGACAAUAAAAACUCUGUCCUCAAGUUUGAACAGGCACAGAUGUUGGAUCCUUAUCUGAUAAAAGGAAUGGAUGUAUAUGGCUACCUCCUGGCACGAGAAGGGCGGCUGGAGGAUGUGGAGAACCUUGGCUGCCGCCUUUUCAAUAUUUCUGAUCAACAUGCGGAACCCUGGGUGGUCUCUGGGUGUCAUAGCUUCUAUAGCAAACGCUACUCCCGAGCCCUCUAUUUAGGAGCCAAGGCCAUUCAGCUGAACAGUAAUAGUGUUCAAGCUUUGCUACUUAAGGGAGCAGCACUCAGAAACAUGGGCAGAGUCCAAGAAGCAAUAAUCCACUUUCGGGAAGCUAUACGUCUUGCACCUUGUCGCUUAGAUUGUUAUGAAGGUCUCAUCGAAUGUUACUUAGCCUCCAACAGUAUUCGUGAAGCAAUGGUAAUGGCUAACAAUGUUUACAAAACUCUAGGAGCAAAUGCACAGACCCUUACCCUUUUAGCCACCGUUUGUCUUGAAGACCCAGUGACACAGGAGAAAGCCAAAACUUUAUUAGAUAAAGCCCUGACUCAAAGGCCGGACUACAUUAAGGCUGUGGUGAAAAAAGCGGAACUGCUUAGCAGAGAACAGAAAUAUGAAGAUGGAAUUGCUUUGCUGCGGAACGCACUAGCUAAUCAGAGUGACUGUGUCCUGCAUCGGAUCCUAGGAGAUUUCCUUGUAGCUGUCAAUGAGUAUCAGGAAGCAAUGGACCAGUAUAGUAUAGCACUAAGUUUGGACCCCAAUGACCAGAAGUCUCUAGAGGGGAUGCAGAAGAUGGAGAAGGAGGAGAGUCCCACGGAUGCCACUCAGGAGGAGGAUGUGGACGACAUGGAAGGGAGUGGGGAAGAAGGGGACCUGGAGGGCAGCGACAGUGAGGCGGCCCAGUGGGCUGACCAGGAGCAGUGGUUCGGCAUGCAGUGAGGCAGGCACAGCUCCGUGGCCACACUGGCCUGCCCCGCUCUGAGCACUUCCAUGGACUGAAGGAACCUGUAGGAGCCCGCUCUCUGGGAGGACAAUGAUUCAGCAUGUGAUUGCAGCAGGGGUCUCUGCCCCUUGCUCCGUAUUUCUAGUAGUGACUUCAUUUUUAAAAACUGAGCCUGACCAACCUUCCAUAUAUCUCCAUCCUCCUCUGCUCCAGUCAGGGAGGACCAAGUGAGCACUCAGAGGCCCGUGGAUGUGUCGGGGCUUCUGGGACAGAGUGCUUUUUAUAGAACUAACUUCUAAAUCUGAAAGCUCGAGGAAUAGAAAGUCUUUUGUCUGUGAUGUUGUGGAUGGGUUUAAAGGAGCGACCUGUUCCCCAGAGCAAGAGUGUCAUCUCCCAGCAGCAGCAUGGACUGGCCCUUUCAGAGAGGGUUUCCUGUCCCAGAAAUCAUUAUCCUGGGUUGUCCAAACUUCCCUAGUAACCUUGCUUCUUUCUGCAAUGUUAGUAAUGCCUUAAGCUGACAGUUGCUGUUUUGCAGAACAGUUUUCCUAUUUGCUAAUCUGGUAACUUGCCUAUGAGCCUGGGCCGAAUCUGAGAAACAAGUGUGACCUAGAGCAUGAACAGAGGCACAGUUGGGGUAAUUAAUAAAACUGUUUUUUGUACAGUAA
Molecule: messenger RNA, 2472 nt
Organism: Aethalodelphis obliquidens (Pacific white-sided dolphin)
Lineage: Eukaryota; Metazoa; Chordata; Mammalia; Artiodactyla; Delphinidae
Gene: ANAPC7
Product: anaphase promoting complex subunit 7
Biological process (GO): cell division; protein ubiquitination; positive regulation of mitotic metaphase/anaphase transition
Cellular component (GO): anaphase-promoting complex
Molecular function (GO): protein binding
Source: RefSeq, a predicted model, not a curated record